AUGGGUGGACUGGGUGUCGCGCUAGUCGUGGAUGUAGUCGACGACGGAUCAGUCGUUAUAGAGACUAUUGUAGUGCCGAAUGACGACGUGGAGGAUGACUCCGUGCUGGUGGUCGACGACGAUGAACUGCUGCUAGCCAACGUGCUCGAACCACUAGAGGUCGGCGUGAUGCUAGUGGAUGAUGACGUACUACUAGUAGUAGAACUUGAGUUGCUGGAUGUCGGAGCUGAGCUGGUUGACGACUCCGUGCUGCUAAUUGAGGUUGUUGCGAUGCUGCUGGACGAGCCCGUUGGACUGCUGGUGACUGAAACGCUUGAACUGCUAAUAGAAGUGAACGAUGAACUACUGCUAGAGCUCCCGGAAGAAGUACUACUGCUCAAGAAGCUCAAAGUGUCGGAUGAGCUCAAAGAAGAGCUGCUGGAAAGGCUCUCCGAUGACGUAGUGGAUGAUAAGGAGCUUGUUGAAGUGGCAGUUAGUGAAGCACUGGAAGAGCUAAGCGUGCUACUUGUGAUAGGAUUCUCGUCUGAAGUAGUCGAUGAGCCGCUUGAUGCCGUGGAUGAGACACUCGAAGUAGUAGACGGUUCGGUUGAAGUACUAGAUGAGCUACUCGAAGACGUAGUUGAAUGUGUGGUAGAUGUAUCGCUUGUCAUUACUGAUGAUGAUGAUGUGCCCGAACUACUCGAGGAACUGCUGAAUGAGCUGCUUGAUGUGGUGGACGGUCCUCCGUCGCUUUUAGAACUAGACGAGCUACCCGAACUGGUAGGUGAUGUAGCUGGCGCUGUCGAGGAAGUACUGGAAAGGCUGGAAGAGCUAGAAAUAGUUGGCGUGCUCGAGGAGCUGUCAGACUCAGUCGACGAUGUUGAAGAACUUUCAGUGCUGGACGAGGAUCUAGCCGAGCCUGAUGAAGAACUACCCAUGCUCGUGGAUGACAAUGUGCUUGAGAUUGUGCUGCCAGUGACACUGCUGGACACUGAAGAAGAUGUAUGA
Molecule: messenger RNA, 987 nt
Organism: Alternaria atra
Lineage: Eukaryota; Fungi; Ascomycota; Dothideomycetes; Pleosporales; Pleosporaceae
Exons: 1
Coding region: 1-987 (328 amino acids)
Source: RefSeq, a predicted model, not a curated record